CCCACGGACAAAGGGGGAGCCAUUGUCUUAUGGUCUAUAGAAGCUUACCUUAAGGAAGCUAACAAUCAGCUCUCCAACCCCCUCCACUACCGUGAACUAGAAUAUGAUGGAACACAAAUGCUAUCUACCCAGAUCACAACGUUCUCAACACACCUACUACUUCGUAAUCUUCUCACACAGCAAUGUUAUAAUUUCCUUGAACCAAGCCCCCAACCCCGCACCCCAGAAUUCUACCCUUUAACAAAAAUACACAAACCAAAGAUUAAAAACGGGCAGACCAAUAAUCUUGGGGUGGGGCUCACCCACUGAGAAACUCUCCAAAUUUCUUGACCAUUUCUUAAAACCAAUUGUUAAAACUAUACUCUCAUACGUCAAAGAUACCAAUCAUUUUCUCCAAUUAUUAUUGGUAAGAUUGUAUUUCACAGGGUACUGUGUGUCAUAAAAGAUCAUUCGAGCAAACAAAUCAAAUACCGUGCAUGUAACAAAAGGCAAAGAAAAUUAAUAUCCUUGACAGAAAACGUAAAUAAACAGCUGGAAAAUUUUAUUUAUAUAUGAAUAACACAACAUUUAAGGCUAUCAGAUGGAUCAAUAUCAUGUCCACUUUAAAAAAAUUCACUUAAAAAUAAUUUAAGUUGUUUUUCACUCUAAAAUAGUUUUCCAUCACUGAAUAAUUUAGAAUACUUUCCUUCUUUGUAGGAAAAUGAUGUGGAAAGUGUCGUCAAGAAGCACGCUUUUGAUGCACUUUAAUGAUAUAAAAUCGAUGGAGUCACUGAGUGAAUUUUUGCUUCAAUUUCAUGAAAGUUUACUCAGAGGUUUGGUCAAGCAAGGGCUGCAGAGUGCAAGACAGUGUCAACAAAUGAUGUGGAAACAUUUUUGUAUAAAACACAAAAAUUUUCCGAAUAAUGGUCCUGAUAUUAGAAAUUUUAUGGAAACUCCCAAAAACUGUUGUGUAAAGAUAGUUAACGUCUUUACUUUUUAUAAGAACACAGCUCAACUCUUUUCUGAGAAACUCUUGGUAAGAGGAAAGCUAGAUUGUUUUAAUGCUUUUUGAGUUGCGUGGAAAAAGUGACUAAAAUACAAAACUUGUCGACAGGGAUUCUUAACUGCAUAGGCAAUAUUGCAUGAAGAAAGUUGGAUGACGGUAGAGGACGAUUUCUGUAAAAAUCUGAGCCAGCUAAUUGAAAAACUCGUGCAAAAAAGGCAGCAAAGGUGGUGCCAUAUACUUGCAACCAUUUUUUUUACAAGGCAUAUGGUGUGUAUACAUUGCUACAGUAGGAAAGAAAACAUUUAUGUAAUUCAUUAUAUGUGAAAAAAAGUUUUCUAUUCAUUUAUUCAUGUCAGAUGAAACUGGCAGCUUGUGAUUAUAACUUUGUAAUUAUUUUUUUUUCACAUUCCAGUACUUUCACAUUGCUGUCUUAGAUUGGAAGACGAUUUGGUGGCAAAUGUUUUAAAUUGCAAGAAGCGUUUUGAAUCAAGUAUUGGGCAAAACGCACCUUUCAUGAAUAGACUUGAAAAUAGCAUCAUAAAAGAAACUUGCCGCAAAUAUGCUAAGAUACUUACAUGGCUAAAUUGGAAUAUCAUGGUGAGGCAAAAUAACAACCUUGUUGAAUUUGUGGCAAUAAAAUCGACAGUUGUACGAAAUGAGUUUUCAGAAAUCAAUGACAAGGUAUGAUUUAUGAUGUCUUACUGGAAAAAGGUUUCAAGGGAUAGAAAGAUACUGGAGGGGGAGAUAUGAGCUUUUUUUAGAAUGAAAAGAAUCAUAACUUUAACCAAGCAUUAUUGAUGAAUAUUCAUCAUUAAUAGAUGCAUUUCCAAGAGAUGAAAUCAGAGGUAAAGAAGCUUUCAAAUAAUAGCCUUUCACAGAGGGUUUACUUUUUAGAAAAAGCAAAAGAAGGUUGUUCAAAUGAAGCCACCAAUACUGAUAGUAUGAAGCCAUCAAAAGGUAGUUAUUUUACACUAAAUAUUGUUGUUGUUAAUUUGUUGUUUGUAAAAAUUGAAGAGAGCUAAUUCCCUGUGGUUGAGAAGGAGAUACAAUAUGACUUGUAUCAAUCCAUAACGAAGUUUUUGUAAUUAUUUGGAAUUGGUAGAUUCCUGAAAUUUUAUUCCCUAAGAUUUUGAAAUAUAAGUUCUCUAAAGAUUUCCAACCUCAAUAUUAUUAAUAAAUUUUCGUUCUGAGUUUGAGUAUAUUAUUAAAGGAUUUUUUUUAAAUCUGAUAGGGUUUCAGGAGAACAUUGCCUGCUCUUGAAAAAGCCAUGCUUUUUUGAUAAAACAAGAUAAAUAUCGUUCAUGCGAAUUUUGGUUAAAACUGGAACAAAAACAUUCAAGUUGAGGCUGAGCAAUACCAUUUGAUAUUCUUAAAAAGGAUGAUUCUUAUAUACAAUAUUCAUAUCAGAGAAAAAGACUGUAUGGCAUUUGGAAAUACUGUUCAGAUUUGAAUAUUUAAAAAUUGCGUGUUCAUGGUUUUUCAAUAGCAGACAAGGUUCCAUUGGCCACUUUUUCGAAAAAAAAACCUGAAAUGGCUGCAUUAUGGUAAGACUGUGAACAUUUUUUACCGAUAUUCCUUCCUUAUUUCCUGAAGAGUAUUGAAUCCAAUAUUUCAAGUAAACUAUUUUAACAUAAAUUUGGAAAUUGUCCUACAUAACAAAUAUCUUUUCAUGCAAAGGCUUGAAUGAUGAAACAUUUAGUAAUUUAGUUUUAAUUGAUGGUGUCCAUGGGGUUGAACAGUCAACUGAAGAAGCUACAGCGGCAGCUUUGGACCAGAAUAUGAUGACAAAACUCCUUUCCAUUCAAGAAACCGUUACUAAAAAAUUGGAUGAAGCUUUGUUCCCACUAGAUGAUAUCGACCCUGUCCAGGGAAUGGAAUGGCUCUCAAAUCAAAGGCAAAGAAGGGUAAAAGAUGCCUCAACCAGCCCUUCAAAAGAUGACUUGUUCGAAGAGCCACAAAGAAAUCCUACAGCAAAGAGAAAUCUCUUUGUCGAUGGGGCAGUGGGAAUUUGGAGAAAAUGUAUAAGCGCACAUUACGAGGAAAGUGGUCAGUCAUUCACACUAAAGGCUGAUACUCCAGUGCAAAAUGUGCAGAGGAAGAGGCAACCAAGGCAGGAAACCAAGCAGUAUGGGUAUAGAUCGAAAGACCAAGGUGGAGUGGCCUGGAAAGAAUUGGUUCCAUACCAAAUGCCUCAAAAUGAAAGGAGGCCCACCGAGUUGAGAUUGGUAUUGCCUUGACUGCAUCAGACACAAGCAAAAUACAAAGCCAGUCUCAUUCAAACGAAAAAGAAAAGAAUAGACCAAAAACAAUUCAAACUGCAAUUAAAUACAGCUGGUACCUUCUUUAUACAUCUCUGGCCAUUUACUCAAAUUUUUUCAGAUAGAAGAAAUUUUUUUUUAGUUUUUCUCCCAUGUGUUAUCUUUGAAAAAAAAUUUUCUGACUAAUUCUACAAAAAGUUGGACGGUCAUUGAAAUGAAUCUAUUUAAUCCAAAAAUCCAUUAAAAUUGGCACUUCAAUUCACAUUUUAAAAAAGGGAUAUUAAGUUUAAUUGUCAAUGCACAAUCAUUUACAUGACAGCUUCAAGAUGAUUUUUAAAAGCCUCUCACUAAAAACUGCCUAAGUUAAUAAGCUACAAACAGCUAAAGCAAGGAUGUACAGUAGGCAGACUUAAAUGAAAGACUGUACUGUAUGGACAAAGACUGCCUGGUUUUUAAGAUGAUAUUAGAAUCUUUUUUGAGAAUUUUUAAUAUUCAUACAUAAAAUAUGUGCUAGCCAACCCUCUCAACACCCAUACCACCCAAAACACCCGUAACACUAUGGAUGUGUUCAUGGAAGACUCUGAUUAGCAACUUGGAAUCGAAAUAGGGUACAUAGUAUUAAUAUUCAGACAGUGGUAACUUGAAACUAGAUUUUAAUGAAUUGUGCUAAUUCAAAUUAAUUCUCUCUUACUGAAUAUCACAAAUUUGAAUUUAGGGGAAUUCCCGCUCAGGUGCAUCAUAACUAAAGGUUGUAGGCAACCUGUUUAUUCGUCUUUAGAAAAGUCACUCAAAUCAUCCAGCAUCCCAAAUCAAUGUUGUGAUGAGAGUAAUUUUCCUUGCGUUCAUCCCCAGUUAUACCACAAUCAUAAAACCCAAUCUUAAUGCAAUGAUUAACUGUUGCCAUGAAUACAAGGCUAUCAAUGUCCAUCCAAAUCUCACUUGACUGUAGUUGUGAUGUAUGAUUACAGGAGAAAUAAGUUAAAAAUACAGUAUCAUUAGCUUCUCAAAUCGUUAAAAUGGGGCGUGUGCGACUGGUAUCAACAGAAAUAGGUGCAUACAUAAAGUUUCGAAAAGCCUCAGAGGUGGAUGAUUUGAUAAAGUAAACUGGAGUAUCGUGCUCCCAUAUAUACACGAUUUGGGCGAGUUCAGAAAGAAAAAAACAGGGCAUGGCACCAGCUGGUCGUGUAUGGCGAAUGAAAAAAAGAGUCUGUACAGAAACAAAUAAGAAAAGGUGGACGGCCAGAAAAACUAUCAAGAAGAAAUAAAUGACAAAUUCUUAGGCUGGUAGGUACAUUACAAAGGCAAAAUGCAAAAUGGACCGUAAAAAGACUAAUGGCCAGGGUCAACCUACUGGAUGGAAGAGUGGCGAGAAGAACAGUUUCACAUUUCCUUGUCCAGGCCCAUAAAAAGGGGCUUAUGUGGAAAGCUUAUAAACAAAAGCGAGUCCUGUUUGACAGAAAUAUGCUUCAAUUUUACCCCAAAGAUGUGUCGACACAAAAAAUUGAUUUCCAUUUGGACAGCGUUUACAAAAGAAACCCACGAGACCAGGCCAUGGCACCAGCUGGUCGUGUAUGGCGAAUGAAAAAAAGGGACUUCUUCAGGGCUGUACUGCCAAAGGACAGGCAUGCGGAACAGGAAGGAAAUGCGUUAAGAUGAUAGUUGCCCCCCUUGCGACAAAGGGGUUAUAAUAUGCCAAAGAUACGAAAAAAUGACUGGAAACUACUUUGCAGGUUUUCUGGACAAGCACUUCCAGAACAUGGUCAAAGAGGCUGGGAAUGGAUCUUGCAUGUGGGUUCAAGAUGGAGAUUCUUCUCAAAACAGCACAGCAUCAAGGGAGGCCAUGAAAGGAGUCAAUUCAGUUCUCCUGCCAAUUCCACUGCGUAGUCCAGAUAGGAACCCAAUAGAGAAUUUUUUUGGAAUUGUCAAAGUCCGUUUAAAGAUGGACGCAAUAGAAAGAAACAUCGAAGUUGAAACAAAAUAUUAAACAAAGCCUAUCUAUGUAAUGGUAUUAUCAUUUAAAUUUUCAUGUAUGAAAGUAUUCAAUAUAAAAAAGUUAGAAAUUAAUCAAUACCUACUAACUAAGUAAUAGAAUAACUAAUUGAAAGUUAUCAACUUGCAAAGAGUUCCUUGGGAGUUUCUAGGCAUCUGAGCCGAGCAGUAACUGUUCUGCAAAGCAGCGUUUGCAUUUAGAAAUUACUCUGAUGUCUCAUUCCUGAAUUUGUUAGUGAAAAAAUGGAGUAUCUCCAUCGACUGUCCAUCAUUUCAUUCUCCCGCUCACGGGUGCUUUUGUAAUGGCCAGGAUACCGUAUCGGUACUUUUCCAGUUGCAAAGAUGGGGGUGUCUCUAUUGAACAUAAUGUCCUUGGUAUAAGUGGACUUUGGGGCUGCAAAAUGGAUAGUUUGCCCCUCGAGAAGAGGCAACAUAUCUUGCCAGGCCAAUAUUUCCUGCAUAGCUGGUACUGGCAGGAUUAGUAAAUACCCUGAACAUAUGGUUUAGGGGGUCGAGCAUGAAUGUUUUUCCACAGCUGACAGGACCCACAAUCAUGAUAUUACGAUGUUUGCCAUGACCUUUUCUUAAUAGCUCCCUAACAGCAUCCACAAAACUUGAACCCAUUGUUUCUUAAAACCUGCCUGGCAUAGUUUAGCCAAAAACCACCACACAGAUGGGCACAACGUUCCAAAAGAGCUUCCCUCACGAUGGCCAUUCGCGACAUUGUAUUACGUGAAAUAGUAGCUGAAGCAUUUUGCAUUUUCCACCCACUCUUGAUCAACAUGUUUCUGCAUUUCGCGGGUGUUCCUAAGACAAAGUUGGCAAGAUCCACCUUUCCAAGGUCUUUUUGCUCCUUCGCAAGAGCCAAAGGUCUUUCUUGAUGUUUUCUUUAACCACUAGUUCGGCAACAUCAAUAUUUGACAGUCUCUGUGCCUUUGGCGAACUAGAAGGACCUGAACUUACCAAGUCAGAAUGUUCCUCUGUAGAACGAGAGCUGCCAGCUCGCAUCUUACUAGAUUUGGACGUAUGAGGUGAACGGCCAGAAGACAAAUCAGGGUGCCCAGGGCUGUGCAAUGCAUAAGAAUCUUCCUUAUUUAUAUGCACUGUGGUAAUUGUGGUGCAUCUUGUCUGCAAAGUGCACCGAAAUUCCAUGUGCGUGAAGUAAAAAUCAAUUUUGCAGAAAGCCACUACUUAUUCCCCGACAGCAAAAUUGCCAUGUGAGAAUGAGAGCCACAUUGUUCCACCUGGUGCUGUUCCUCGCAGCAUAUCAAGUAAUUUAACGCAGCCUUAGAACUUCCCUGAGAAAAUGCAUCUACAAUUGCAUCUGCAAACGAUUGUCUUGUUGGAAACUUUAUCCUAUCAGCCUGGCUAUAUGUGACGAUAUAACUUUGCCUUGCAGCUCUCGAAUUGAGCUCACUUCCACAAUCAGCGCCAGAUAUGGUCAGAAAUGUUUAUAGACCGAUUCUAAAACUGUGUGUUGCGUUUCAGAAAUUGUCCUGUCGACCCUUGCAUCAAUACUUUUAAAAGGUACGUACUUGUCAAAUUAGAACAGACCGUUUUCACAUUCAUCUUUGAAAACGAGACAGGCAAUCGAAAACGAAGUACUGUUUUACUGUUUUAUGCAAAGAACACUUCACUGCUUCUGAUAUAAAGCGAAAUUCAGUUAACUGGAAGUUGGUGGCUGAUGCUGUUCCUUCACUGAAGCUGUUCGUUGAUCCGAAGACAACAACUACAUAGACAACACAAGAAGCACCCAAGGAUCGUACUGCAUCUGUUUAUUCUAAACCUUCCUCUUCAACUGCUUCUGAUACCUGUUCUUUUGCUGAUUUUAAUGAAGAAGAAGAUGCUGCCUUGCCUGAUACUGUUGAAAAAGAGUCAUCUGUAUUUUCCACAUGUUAAACUCAGACCGAAUUUUGUCAAGCCGCCAGUUUACUUGAAUGAUGCUUCCUCUUCCAAUCUUAUGACAGAUCAUUGUUAUGCACCUCCUUUAUCUUCAACUGACGUGAGAGAAUAUGUCACUCUCCAACAGAAAAUUGAUGAACUGUCCCUUAAAGUUUUAGAAUUGAAUGCUGAACUUUCCAUUGCAACAAAAUCACUUUUCUCCAUUGAUAAGUUGAAAUAUGAUGAUGGGGCUGUCAAAUUUGACACUGGGUUUCAAAAUUUCUCUUCUCUGGAAUCUGUUUUUGAUUAUUUAGCACCAAAGUUGGAUAAUAUUUCUUAAUGGCGGGGAUCCAUGUCACGAUGUAUCUAAGGACAAGCAGGACAGGCCAAAUGAACAUGGGAAAUCUGGUCCCAAACGCAAGUUAUCUAACUUUGAAGAAUUUGUCUUGGUUUUAAUGCAUCUGAAAGUUGGUUUAUUUGUAAAUGAUCUUGCAGAUAGAUUUGGUUCUUGUUUUAUGAAUUCCCUUCUCUCUUUCCCUUCCCGUCUCAAGAACAAAUCCAAAAGUUAAUGCCAGAAGAAUUUAAACUGUUCCCAUCCACAUGAAGAAUCAUUGAUUGUACAGAAAUUUUUACAAAGGUCCCUUCAUCUAUGAAAGCUCAGUCACAAACUUGGUCAGAGUAUAAGCAUCACAACACCUGUAAAGCCCUUGUUGGAAUAUCUCCUACUGGGGCAAACACAUUUGUAUCUAAACUGUGGUCAGGCCGUGUAUCUGAUAAAGAAAUAACAAUUAAAUCUGGUCUCAUCUCUCUCCUUGAACCUAGUGACAACGUAAUGGCAGAUCACGGUAAUUUUUAUUUAAGCCUGCCACAUUUAGUAAAUAAAUUAAUUCAUCUUAUUCAGUCCUACUAUACAAAAAGAGGAGCAAAAGUCUUAAAUAAAGCAUAACAUAUAAAAAAACCCUUUUUAUUAUUAUAAUUUCUCAAAAUUUGUAUUAUAUUGUAAGUGAACAUAUGAUUAAUAAAUAUAGCACUGCUGGUGGCACAAUAACUUUUCAUAUUUAAUUUACAUUUAAUAGUGUAAAAAAUAGUUCUUUAAUUGUAAAAAUGUUGCUUACACAAGAACUUGUUCAUAUUUCCAUUACACAAAAGAUUGUAAAAAAUAAUUCUUUAAUGGUAACACUGUUGCUUACACGAUAACUCUUUCAUAUUUUUAUUAUACGAAAGACUGUAAAAAAUAAUCUUUAAUGGUAUCACUAUUGCUUACACGAUAACUCUUUCAUAUUUGUAUUACACAAAAGACUGUAAAAAAUAAUUCUUUAAAGCUCCAAUGCAACGAAAAACUGUUUUCAAAGACUUUCACUUAAUUAUAUACAAUUGAGGCCACUGAAAACGAAUCUGUUGUUAUUUUUGGUAGAGGGGGUCGGCAAGGCACUUAUAUUUAGAUGAAAAGUUGCCAUUCUUCUCAAAAAGCGGUUGACGCGGUCAGUUGACUCCUUUUCGACCCGUGACGUCAGAAGGUUUGCAAGCCUCCUGACAUUCUAAAUAAUGGCGGAAAGUAAACAGUCAACACAUACGAAGCCUUCUCGCAGAGGCGGCAAGUUUUGCGUUGCUGGCACUGCCAAUGGUAGUAGUUGUCAAAAUACUAGCUACUGCAAAGAUGUGAAAAUGCACUAUUUUUCCAUCGAACGAGGAACUUCGACGAAAAUGGGUAGCCUUCGUGAGAAGACAUCGCCACAAUUGGAAGCCAACUUCGAAAUCGGUACUCUGCUGCGUACAUUUUGAGCCUACAUGCUAUGAAAAGCGGCUGGACAUCGCUGGUAUACCCAGUGAACUACAAUUAAAGAAAAACAGAUUGCUGAAAGACUCUGUGCCGACAAUUGAUGCAGUUGAACGCCAAAUUCCGAAAGGGCCUACGGCAAGACAGCGAAGACAGGUGGGUUAUCCUAUAGUUUGAUUUUUAAAAUAUGUUUUAUUUUGAAAAGAGUUUAAGUAAAGCAUAUUCUUGCUGAAUGGUGUGGCAGUCUGAAUUAUUAAAGCGUUUGUUAAGAAAUGGAGUCCUUUAAUAGCUGAUAUGCUAUUCAAAAAUGUCCCCUUGAAGAUCAAAGCAUGUGUGCCUUUUGCAGAUCAAGCGACACGCGCUGUCAUCGUCGACAACAGUGGAUUUUGAAGAGCUCACGGAGGUAGAUCUGGAAAGCGAAAUGCCCCCAAAUCAAUGAAGAUGCUGAGACUGGUAUUGAGAUUCAAUGGUGAGGAUAAACUUUGGUUCUUGAAAAUAAUUUUUUUUUCUGGCAAUGAAAAUUUGAAAGUUGUUCUUGUACUUAUGUCUUAGUAACUUAUUUUUCAAAACAGACAUUGUAACUUAUACAUGAGACCUACUGCAGUUGUUGUACCAAUGAAAUGUACAUGGCACUUUUCACAAUAAAAAGGUUUUUCUUUUUCUUUUGUUGAAACUUUUUGCAUUCCUAUAAGUAAAAGGCUUUCCCUGCAGCUUUUACAUGCCAAUAAAAACAGUAAUAUAACUUAGUAAUAUAAAUUGCUGGUGAAUAGCUAAUUGUUAUUUUUAAAUCUCACAGUGGAAGAACAAGAACAGCUGCUGAAGGCACGGAAAAGAGCUGUAGAAGCUGGGUCACUUGUUGCCUCAGAAAAAAGAGAAAGAAUGUGCAAAAAGUGCAAGAAGCCCAUGAAAGGCCACACACGUCAAUCUUGUGGGGAACCUGUUGAUUUCUAAUGAUUUUCUUCAGUUUAUAUUUUUUAUUAUCUAAUUUUACUUUGAAAACUUCUUUGAGGCGAACAAAAUUAAAAAUCUAGGCCACAUCCUUUUUACUGUCAGAAAACAUUGACAUAGAGUAAAACAGCUGGUAUAAUUACAAACAAUCUAUUUCUAGCUAAGUGGUAAUAUUGAAAAGAAAGGAGGCACUGGUACUAGUAAAAACAAGAUAUUAUUUAUUCAAACAUAAUGAUACAAUUUAAUUAUUAACAGCAAUGAGAGUGUUUCAUUCUCUUUUUUCAGUUGUAGCAUAUCCUUUUGAAGCUGGACUUGGAAAUCUACUUCUUAUGUUGUUAUAUAUACAAGCAGGCAGUGGUCGUGUUUUGUUCCACCCUAAAUAACCAAAGAUCCACCAUAUGAGCCACCUGUAACUCACUGCUCUUAUAAACCUGUAAGAGGAAUGAUUGAGUGGCUUUUAGUUCUUACUAUUUUGCUUCAUGAAACCUAUAUAAGAAACAUUCAGUGCAACAAUGAUUUUGGUAUAUUUGUAAAUACUUAUAUGGAAAGUCUUUGUCAAUUCUGUGUCAUUGUUAGAGUCUAAUAUGUCUCAUUAAAGCAUCUAUGUUAUCUUGGAAUUUAUUUGGAUUCAUGGAUUUAAUUUGUUUAUUUGAUCAAAAUUUGCUGAAGGUUGUCUUUUUAAAAUAUUUCCUGCCAAUUUCCCACUGGGAAUUCUCUAUUGGUAAGUGAGGGGUGGGGUUAACACAAUUGGGUUCCGGCAACAAAAUGUGUCUGGUGUACAUUCCCUUGCCUAAGUGGAGUGGUCUAUUUUGAAGCUGUUUUUGAGAAAACUUGGCAAGGUAUGACUUAACAAAGUUUUAUUUUUGAAUCUUUCAUAAAUAUGCUGAGAACGAUCCCAUUUUUCUUACUAAAAGGGAGUUAAUAUAGGGCUCAAUUUUUAGGAAAGUAUACCUUAAAAAUCAACUAAAACUUGAAUUUUACUCUUAUUUUGCAGCCAGAAAAAAUUGUUAACAGCAAGGAAAAUAUUGAAAUGUCAAUAUACUCGUUUUCAGUUUGAUUUCCUCUUCUUCGGUAUGGUCUACCAAUUCUAUAUUUUAAAAGUGGUGCAACCAUCUUUAAAUUUGUCUGGUUUGUGAGAGCACUGUAAGCAGGGUGGUUAGUGACACAUUUUAUUUCAUCUAUGGUGCCAUCAAAAGUCAGUUUUCCGACUGCCUCUGCAAUGUCCUAGCUGCAGCGAAACUCUCUUGCACCAAUUAAAAGAUCCACUUUGCACUCAUUACAGCUACACCUGCAACAGGUUUUAAAAACUUUCAAAUACAAUUUCUGUAGACUGAAAUGCUUACUUUAUCAGGGAGUAACCUGUUCUUACUUAGAAAACACUUCACAGUGCAAGGCUGAGAAAAUAUAAGGAGAACAAUGGUAUUUGCCACUACAUGGAAAGAUACAACACAUGCAGGACAGCAACUGCCCUUCUCCUAAUAAUAAAGGUCGUAAAGUGCAAAUUUUCAAUAUAUUCUGUGUAUUUAGAGAGAUAAUUAUGCAAAAAUUUAUGAUUUUACUGUAAAUAAAGCACCCAGCUAAGGUAAUCUGCACACAAAAAAUUUCUUGAGUAUUUUACCGCAGACCCCCUUUUUGCCCCCCCCCCCAAAAUAAUUUUUCCUCUCGUAACAACACGGUUUUGAAAGGUUUAACCUCAAAUUUAACACGUUGAUCUCAGUUUGCUUAGGCCCACUGUUGUAAACUUGCAUUACCAACUGUUUCGUUUCUAACGCCAAAUUUAGGCCGAGGCCUAAAUUACUGUGUGGCAAAUUAUAUUUAGUAUACAAUUGCUUACCAUGAAUCAACAGCUUCGGUUCGCCGGAAUCUUUUCUCUAACGUUGUGUAGAGGAUUCCAUCUUCGUCUGCUUCAAUAUUUUCGUCACUAGCAUCAUCAUCUGAGGAGGAAGCUAAUGGCUCCCCAUCAUAUGGAUCGACUAUCGGUAAUAUUUCCCCAAUAUCCUCUCUAUCUGAUGAUUCAUGACUUGAAUCAGAUGCCGAUGUGUCUUGUUCACUUGCUGACAUCUUUUUUGACUAUGUCCCUCAAAGUUUCGCGAAUUUAUUCUUUUCACACUUCGACAACUUGCUCAACCCCGUACAACCGUACAACCACAAUGUAUAGUGACUGUUGUUGUUCUGAACUGCAAACCUUUCAACGUCACUAGUGCCCAGAUCCCUAAAAGCCUAGGUCGCCAAGAGCUGCCGACAUUGCAAGGCUAAAUGCCGAUAAUGCAGACGGAAGAUCGCAAAACAAACUAUACCAUGUGAUAGAGCAAGGUUUAAACCUUAGGUUUUGCAUAAAAAAAUAUUAUCAAAAAUUUUGUUGCAUUGGAGCUUUAAUGGUAACACUGUUGCUUACACGAUAGCUCUUUCAUAUUUUAUUUAAUAUUGUCAAAUACUUAGAUAAAAAGAUAAAGGAAAAGUACAUAAAAAUGAUAAUGUGGUAGCUUAUGGUUUACUUCCUCUUGAAACAUAAUCUGUUAUGUUCAAUUUGUGACAUAAUUCAAUUUGUGGGGUUAUCCCUAAUUUUGAGUUUGUUUGUGUGCUUGCUUAUCCAUUAUUUUGUAAAUAUCUAUUAAUGGUAUUGGAAUUUCAAAAGAUUGUAUUUAAUAUAGUGUGACAUAGUGGAAUUUGCCAAAUGACAAUACUAAUGAUUAUUACAGUGGUAUUUCUACUGUAGAUACUAAACACUCUAUACCAAGUCAUUUAUUAUUUAACAUUCACAAUAUUUAAACAAUUUAUAAUUCUAAAGAAAACUUCUCCCAGCCACCAUGAAGCUAUAAUUAGAGACCCCUUUUUACACGCUUUGUAAAGAAUUCGGGUAUUACAGCUCUGCGAUAGAAGAAGUUCAGCUGAAGUUUUGAACAAAAUGUUUAUCAUACAUAAUUGUUUGAAUGAACAAGGGUUGGUUAUCUCCAAACCAGACCACCAGAUCAACUUUUCCUAAUCUAGAGCAAAACAUUUGACCUUGAAUUUGGUAGUAAUUGGCAUGAUUCUUUUUGAGCUCUACCACAUUUGUCUUUCUUAAAAAAAACUUCUUAUCUGCAAUAGCGUCAUGGAGAGAAGAUUAAAAUUUUGAACAAGGACAUUUGAUUUCAAGUCCCCAAGAGUCUUGACCAUGCUUUACGAUACAAUCCAGGGGUUUUCAACCUUGUCUUCAUCUAUUCUACGAUGUGCAAUUUUACAAGAAUCAUGGCAAAUAUUCUUUAUGGCUUUUAACUGAACAUCAUCUUUGCCAAAUCUGAUCUUCUUGAUAAGAACUUCAUCAAUAGAUGCAGGAGAAACUGAAGCAAAAGAAGAUGGGACAUUCCAGGCUGCUAAUUUGGAAGUGCAAGAGACAGGUUCAGGGCAAUUUUGUAGCCUUUCCUAUUGAAAUCUUCCAAAGCAAAAAGAACUCCCCCAACAUGAUUACAAUUGCCAAGGCCAUAUAUACCAGCACCAGCAGGGCAUGUACAGGCAGCACAGAAAACAUUGCUAGAACCAUCAAGAACCACCAGCACUUUGUAUAAAGUAGACUUCAUUGAUGCCUUCAUACGCACAUCAAAGAAAGUAAAAUUUGAAUCCUUUGCCACAUCAAUUCUUUUAAUAUAUCCUUCAUAAAAGAACUGGAAAGAUUUGAGCUUUUUGUACCCUGUACUCUUCAACAUUAUAUGUUUAAAUUUGGUGGUGCGAAGAACAAGAUAAGGUGGUACAGAAUAAGGUCAGCCUUUGACCCAGACAUUCUUUCCUUGUAUGCUGCCAAAAUCGCUUUCAAUUCCUUGACAGUGAGAUCUCGAAGGUCAUCUAGACAAUGUACGGCCUUGUCUUCCGGCAACAAAGACUUGAACUGAUCCAUUUCUCAAUGAAUAAAGCAAAGCUACAACGAUACCAAACAACACGUAGGGCUUCUCCACUGUGAUCACAGGCCACUAGAAAAUCCUUACAACGUUAGCUUCGUUUUCGAUUUCCUGUCAAGUUUUCAAAUAUGAAUGUAAAACGGCUUAUUCCAAGGAAAAUCCGCCGAAAAAGGUGGAAGAGCUGCAAGGUGCACUUCAGAUGAGAUAAUUGAUGAUUUCUUGAUACCACGAAAUCAAGAUAGCAAACAGUUCCAAAAAAGAAGCUGUCUUCUUAUCUAGACAAUAACUGCAUGCAAGCAGGAUUACACCACCCAGAAUAUCCACCUCAUCACUCUACCUUGCAGAGGUCACGAAAAAACACACCCCAGAAAAGUCUGAAUAAACAACAGAGUUACCCAGACUCUCUAACUCAAAAGCAUAAAACUAGCCUGGUUGAAGACACCCCUGGCAAAAAUGAUGAGACACUUGCAGAAAAUUGAGCUAGUUUCAAAUCAUCCAUCCCCCUGUUCCCCCAAAUCAAUGUUGUGAUGAGAGUAAUCCCUGCUCGCGUUUAUCCCCAGUUAUAGCACAAUCAUAAAACCCAACAUUGACAUCGGGAGAAGGGGGUGUGGGCUACCAGUGAUUGUUAAAUAAUAAUAAGACAUUUGACUUCAUUUUUUGAAAAGAAAGUCUCAGCUAUUUUUGUCAAGAUUGUAGUUGGGGUAGUCAAGCAGGUAAGAGCAUAUGACGUAAGACCUAAAAUACUUGUUACUUCACAAUGUUUUCAUAACUGAGAAUACCUGUCUAAAAUGUCACUGCUUCAUUCGGGAUCAUCUUUGAAGCCUGUUUCACAGGGUGUCUAUCUGCACUUAUGGCGUUGGUCUAGGGGCGCUUAACUGAAAUAUCUGUGCACAUUCACACGGUGUCUAUUUGUGUCUAAGCAUGCACCAGAUCAGACGAAAACAUGCUGUAGCAGGUCUUUAAAUUUGAUUUUGAAAAGUAGAUAAGAGAUAAUUUGUAGAUGAUUUGGACAAAAGACAUCUUUCAUAGGAGGGCCCAACAUAAAUUUGGUUUGAAUAUUUACCAGAUUGGGUGUGGCUGUGAUGUCAUUGUGACGUCAUGGUUUUAAUUUUAUUAAAAGAAAUUAAAAAUUAAAUGUUUUACAUCAAAAUUUAUUGAAUCAGAUGAAAGAUCUCAUUGAUGCGAUUCGAAUGGUGGUAUUGGUUCGCGUGUAGCGAUAAAGGUUUAAUUUUUUAACAUUUUGAAAUGUUCAAACAUUCACGAAUUAUCAUGUUGCUGUCUGCCCAGUCGUCGGCCUGUCACUGUUUCUCAUUUAUCUUAUUGGUAGAGAAAGGAACAAUCAAAUCGAGCCGCUCUUUGUUCAUUUUUUUAAAACUUCAUUUUUAAACAAUGUAAUGGAAGUUUUUUUUGUUCAUAUCGAUUGUAUGCAAAUGAUCGAACGUUUAUGGCGAGUCAGUUUAUAGAACUAAUUUGCAUAACAAUUUCAAUGCUAUGGUUCAUUGUGGUACAUUUAGUUCUGAGGCAUGCCGCGAUCAGGAAGAUGCUUGUGCGAUCUUUAGAAAUUUACAUGAAUGAGUUAUCAUGUAAUACUGGAAAUACUUAAUUGAAUUGUUGAUCAAUUGAAUGUGAGCCGUUGAUCUGUUUGUUGAUAGAAUUUUAUAUCAUUUGCAGAUGGAUCGGUAGAACUAUCGGGGGUUGUUAAAGCCUCGUGGCGUGGUUGGAUUGCUUCGGCAUCGAGUUACUGAUGUUCGAUAAGUUUCUUAUUUAUUUUAGUUUGUAGUAUCUUUUAUGUCUCUAUUUACGUACUAUUAUUUUCAUGAUGGAUACCCUCACUGAUUGCGUGUACAGAAGCCUAUAUAGAUGUAUUUUUGAUUACUUGGUGUCAUAUAUAUUUUUUCGCUCAUUACACGUUUUGAUGCGUUUGAUGGAUUGAUGAUAUAAUUAUGAUUCGCUUCUUUUCACUUCAGGAUCAAUCCAGACGCUGAUGUCUACAGGCGGAUUUAUUUGCUGUAAUGUUUUCAAGGAUAGGACUUCCUCCGUUAUUUACCAAGAAAAUGUACCUACUUGAAAGGAUAGAAGAAUUCAUGUGCUGUUCGUGUGCGACAUGGCCCUUGAAUGGAUUGAACUAUAUUUUCAUAAUAAUUGGACUUUAAUGAGGACUUUUAACAUACUGGACAUUUAUGGAUUGAUUGAUUUACUAUUGUUAUUUUGUUUCAUUGGAAGUAUUUUGUUGAUUCCAUUAAGAUACGUGGCGUUCGAAAUUGGAAUUAUUUUUCGCGCGUUUUAACUCUUUGCUCACGCCAUUUCUAUGUAACAACAUUUGAGUCCUGAAAAAUUUUUUUUGCACGAAAUUCAAGGUAUGUUUAUUUUUUUCUAAUAAAUUUGUUCUCUGAGCUAUUAUAGAGCAUUCAUUAUAUUCCUACUUUGGAAAGGUAUGUUGUAACUAAAUCUAAAAUAUUUAUAUUGUCUUUUUUUGACGGAAUUUUGCAUUUUCUCAUACUUUUAAAUGGCUUUGGCCACCAUUUUUGUGUUACUUUAUAAAAAAUUUUUCCAGGCGAAUUUGCAAUUUCACCAAAUGUUUUAGAAAAUUUGAGUUCUUUGUGUGCAAAGUUGUAUAAAUAGUUGAAAAAUUUGACUCCUUGUAAUACACUGUAGCGAAAUUUCAGAAAGAAGAUAUUACGAAAAAACCAUGGAAGUUGCAAGUCAAGAAGAACGGCCAGAAACCGUCACAGUAUCUUUUAAAAAUGAAAAAAAGGUUAUUAUUUGCGUACUUCAUCAUACUAAAUAUAUACAAGUAUUUUCCUUUCAAAUAUUUGUAACUUACAUUAAAAAUCAAUGACUUUUCUUACAAUAAAUUUCAUGUAGUUGAUGGUCAAUCUUUGCAUUGGGAAUUUCGUUUCAAAUUUUACAGUAUUUAUUAGAUAAAAAAAUUUUUACUGUUGUAUUGUAAAACUUAAUAGUCACAUUCUUAUUCUCUUAGGAAAUACCAUUCGAAAAAAAAAUUGUAAACAUGAGAAAAACUGUGGCGAUUAUAUUGAAUAUUAUGUUAUUGGAUUAUAUUAUUGAAUAGAGAGAAAAAGAAACUCAAGGAACUUAGGUAUUUAUCUUAUCACAAUUGUAAAUCCUACUGUUGCACAGUAAAAAUUUGUUCAUUUUUCAAUUUAUAUGCUGCGAAUAUACCAUUCUUUAAAUUAUUGAAAUUAUUUGAAGAUGGUAUAUUUCAUUUCUGAUUGUUAAUAAAUCUUUUAAUAUUUUAAUAUAAUGUACAAGCCAAUAUAUUCAAUUUUUAUUUCUCUAAUUCUCUUUCAGACCAGAAUGACUAUUUUUAUCAAAAUAAUCAAGAAGAAAAGAAAAGAGCAGCAGAGGAGGGAAUUUCCUUUUUAUAGAAAGGAAUUUCCCUCCUUUUGUAAUAAUUUUUAUUCGGGAACUUUUCCGAAUAUGACUGUUAAUAAUAAUAAAUAGUUUUGUUCUUUUUAAAUAUGUUCCAAUGUUAAAUAUGUAAUAGUUUUGUUGUUUUAAAUGUUCCGCUGUUUGUUUGUUUCUUUUCAUAUUUUAAAUUAUGAAAUUUCAAAAUGAAAGAAAAAAACACAAAUUUAUAACUUAUCUUUAUAUUUUAUAAUUUAUAAUUUAUAACUCAAAAUAUAACUUAUCUGACAAAAAGUUCUUGAUUAUUUGAAUAUUUAUUUCAUUCACUCUUCAUAGAUGUCCGUAUCAGUUUGAAUUUAAUGUUUCUAUUUAUAUGUUAUAUUUCUGUUUAGACUUUUUGUACGUUGAAAUUUUGAAUUGUUGUGUUUAAAUAAUUAUAGAGAAUUUUAAAACAAUCCUUUUUUGCUCUUUCUGUAUCUAACUUCUUACACACAAUAUAAUUCUCUAACUGAAUUAACUAGACAAGUUUGGGUCCUGAUUAGAAUUUGCAGUUAUUUAUAAAGUAAAUAAAUUUGCAAAAAUUUCCAAUUUUAAGUUAUGCAUAUAAUGAAAUAGAAGAUUGGUCGCGGUUUCCAAUACAGAGGUAGCUGUCUAAAAAGGCAUUGCCGUCCAUCUUGUGAUUUAGUUUCAAAGCUUUAUUGUCAUAACUAACAAAUGAUAUAGAGUAGCUUUAGGAAGUCCGACCCUCCAUUUUGUGUUGCAAUUUCUAGGCAUUAUUGGUCAUAACUCUCAAAUGAUAUAGAGUGUGUUAGGGGCCAAAGGCUCAUUUUGAAGCUUUUUGCAAGGGGCAUCUUUUGAGGUGGUUAAUUUUCAGAUUGGGCGUGGCUGUCAUGUCAUAGUGACGUCACAGUCUUCAAUUUAAAUGAAUACAUGUUGAACCUCAAAAUGAAUAACACCAAAUGAAAGAUCUCAUCAAAGCGAUUCGAAUGGUGGUAUUGGUUUUUGUUUUAUUUUAAGAAUUGAUGAUUUAAUGAUGUUUUCACUUUUUUUGUAAAUCUGUGUCUAAGAGGCUCGACCCCUCAUUUUCUGUUUGACUUUCCAAACUUUAUUGUCAUAACUCUCAAACAGUAGAUAGUAUGUUAGGGGCCAAAGGCUCAUUUUGAAGGUUUUUGUAUGGAGAAAUUCUUAGGGUUGUUUUUUGUCGUUUUUGGGCGUGGUUGUAAUUUCAUGGUGACGUCAUAGUAUUGAAUUGCAGUGAUUUUUGAAAAACAAUCAAUUAAAUACAUGUUAUAUAUCAGAAAUGAUUGCAUCAAUAGAAAUAUCUCAUCGAAGCGAUUCUAAUGGUGGUAUUACUUUUCCAAAGCGUGAAGAGAUUAUUUUUUAUGAUGAAUUUAAAUUCAAACCUUCAUUAUUAGGUUGUUGUUAACCCUAAUGCGAGCCAUGAUCGUUUGGCAGCUACAUUUUAAACGAUUGAGGGAAUUUGUUUAUCUGUUAUCUUCUUAAUUGUCAAACAAAGUCAGAUUAUCUCUUUUGUUCUGGCUGAUUGUUUACAUAAAGAUCAAAUAUCCCAUCCAGACAGCAGGUACUUUUGGAGUUCGAAUUCGCAUGUGAAAUUCGAUGCAGCCGUUGAUGGAGUUUGAAUUCGUAGUGGACAUGCGGUGAUCGUGUCAUCGUCUGAUUGCCUAGGCGAUCAUUAUUAAUCUAAUUGCAUUGGCUUUUGCACACGAAUUACUUCAUUACUUUGCUAAUCAAUUGAAUAUGAUCCGAGUUUGAUAGGAUUUCAUCUCAUUAUCAGACAUGGAUCGUUCGACAUUUAUUUUGUGUUGUUGAAGACAGCAUGGUUGGAUUAUUCAGGCAGUGAGUUCAUCGUUUUUCGCUUAGUGGAAGAAAUAGUGGAUCAAUCGGAGCUUCGUGUUGCGUACAACUAUAAUGUGGCUGACCCCGCGUGUUCCAACCGCUUUAAUUUACUGAUUUGGUUCGAUCGAUUAUCCUCAUGGAUGGAUUUUCUUCAUUGUGAAAACUGUGGACAAAGGGAUUUUCCGUUGCUUACAAGGAGAGUAUUAUUUACCAAGAAAAUUCCUUGGAAUGGAAUGGAACAAUUUUUUAUUGCAACUUGGACUCUGUCAAAGUGAGAUUUAUUGUCAAAAUGGUUAUUCUGUAUACUUGUACUUUAUUGAGGACAUCUAUCAAUCCGACUGGACAUUUAUGGAUUGAUUAAUAUAUUGCUGUUAAAUAGUAUCACUGAUAAUUGGAUUGUAUAUCAUUUAUUUCCAUUGAGAUUCAUCUGGUUCGAAAUGGUUUGUAUUUUUCCCAUACUGGUUUCCCUGUCUGUGGCCCGCGAAAUUUGUCUUUGCUGACGCAAUUUCGCCUUGAAAUUGUUUUGAGGAGUGAAGAGAAAGAUUGAGCAGGAAGGUAUGUUUGUAUUUUAUAUAAUUUUUAAUUGUUCUUACUAUAAUGAAGCAUCAAUGUUAUUGCUUGAAUAUGGUUUACGGCCAGAAAUUUUUCAUUUCUGCUUUACUCAUGAUUUUUCUAACUCAGAAAAUAAUUUUCAUGGAUUUUAUUCUAUCGCUAAUGUCCCUAAACCAUGUUCGCAUUAUCGAGAGGAAUUCUUAUUAAUAGAAAUUUAUCUAUUCUGAAAUCAUAACAUUUGUUAUUUUUCUGCCUAAUACUAUAGCUUUAGAUUAUUUUUUCAAGUACAUUUAUUGAAUGAGUUUGUAAACAACAUUAAUUUGUCUGUGCACAUUAAUUAUGUUAAUAUCAUAAUUGGAGACUUUUGACUUCAUUUAUUUGUUUCACCAAUUCAAUCAAAGUUCAAUUUAUCAAUUACAAUAAAGUAUCACAUUAUUUCUGCAGAUAAAUUAGCGCAGAAAAACAUUUAUAAAAUCAUUUCAAAUUUUGGUAAGUUGAUUGAAAGCUUCAAAUACUUCAUAGCUUUUAACAGUUUCACCGAACAGAAUUGCAAUAAACUAAAUGUUAAGUUUAGUUGAUAUUUCCGUUUUAUUCUAAUAAGAGAGUUAAUAUUGUCUUUCACUUGAUUGAAACUCGUUGGGUUUAUGAAGUCAUUUCUAAAGAUUAUCAAGCAAUUCCCAAAUCAAUUACAGUUCAUUAACUAAAAUUUCAUAACUAGUAAGUUUUGCAUAAAAAAUUAUAAAUUGCAGACCUUUCCCUGCUUAGUAUUCUCAAUAUGCUAAAUUUUCUGAUCAUUUGAAUGAACAUUUGAAAUUACUUGUACUGAAUGAAAUGUGCAAUUUGACUUAACACAGAUGCAACCCUUUUCCCCAUAAGGUACAUAGGCAGAAGAAAAUUUUAUCUUUUUAUGUGGUAUUGAAAUGAGUAUAAUAAUUAUUGGACCAUUCAGAAUUUAUUCAUAAUUUAUAAAUACAAGUUAUACUAUAUUGCCCCUCCACAUAAGGUGUACACAAUUUGCAAUUUUUAUACAAUGCUAAAUAUACAUUGUUGUUGUUUUAUCAUUUUAAGGCAAUUUAUUUAUAUUAUUCUAGUAUUUCCAGAGCAUUUGGAAAUUUGUUAAGAGAGAUAUCUGACAGAGAGAAUUAUUUAUGGUAGGGCCUAAUUGCAGAUUUUAGAUGCAACAGUUGCAAAAAAGCUGCAACAGUGCUAUCCGUUUUUGCUCCAAGAGAUUGUAAAAUUGGAUGGAUAAAAAGAUUCUGUAAUCUUCACCCAAAAGCAGCAGUUCCUGCUGGAAAUACAAAUGCAGCCCAUUUGACACCCCUUCUCUCUUUUUCGAGACAGGCAUAGUCAUUAUCCUGGAAUCCUGCUAGCAAUUUUAACAAGUGUAACAAGAGAAAAGUCAGACUGCUCUCUAGUGGAGUAAAAAGCUUAGUCUAUGGAACUGAUGGAGAAGUGGCAAUGGAAGCAGCUAUCAACAAUGUUUCCUGUCAACAAUCUUCACACAUCUGGCUAUAAUAUUAUUCACCUGAUGUGCUUCAAAUAUUCACCUGAUGUGCUUCACACAUCUGGCUGAUGAGACUAGAAGAUUUCUCAAAGGAAUUUGUGCGGAAAAGGUAACAGAGACGCUAACAACAGUAUUGGGAGAAGAGAAAGAUGGCCCUAGAACUGAAGGUCUGGUAUAUGCUGAAAAUGAGGUCAUAUUUGAUGAACUUUACAAGGAAAGAAAGAAAGUAGAGUUCAACAACUGAAAACAAAUGGUAGGUCUUGUUCUUUUCUCGAGACAGUAAAGAGGUGCAUGUUGAAGCCAGUUUGGCGAUUGGCAAACUGAGGAACUUUGCCUGGGAAUUCCUUUUGACGCCUGGGAAAGACAUCAGAACAUUGAUACCAUGGAAAGGACAGAGAAAAACUGAAUUGCAAUUUAGGGGCAGAAUGUUUAUAUUGCUCAGGGGUUUAGUGAAAACCGCCACCAUGGUUGGCAGUGAGAAAAAUUCUGAAAUAUGACAUUCUAAGGGUGGCCAGAAAAUGCAUAUAAAACAUUUAAAGCAUUGAUAAGAAAGAAAGUUAUUUUCAAAAUUAAUGACCAGAUGGUUGGAUUUUGAAAUAACAGAUUUUUUCUGGUGUUGACAAAAGAGGAGUUUUCUAUCUAUACAUGUCAAACUUUGUGUAUAUUCUCAUGCUUAUGAACUUUGCAAGGCAUUUAAGAGGGUACUAUACAGUUUUUGAAGUAGCUAGGUCAAAAAUACUGAUUUUUGAUUACAAAAAUCUAUGCAGAAUCAGAUACUGCUUUCCAUUUUUAGCAUAGAGAACUUUAAGUUCCUAAAACUCAAAUUUUUCAUCCCCAACUAUCAGAAAAAUUCCCUAGCAACGAAAAUUAGCAGGUUGCUAGGGUCAAAAUAAUAGUUUCCCACAUCUUAUCCGACCUCCUUUUUCACAACUUUACGUUCUGGGUCCCUCAGCCAUAGCAACCUUCGCGUUCUAAUCUCUGUUGGCAAAUCUGUAGCAUGUACUGUGAGAAAUUUUCGGAUUUUGCUAUUUAGAAUUUCGAAUCAAUGACACCAAGAAAGUUUAAAAAGACGAAGGAGCAAAAAAGGGUAGAAAAAAGGUAUUAGAAGGAUCCAAAACCAAUAAAAAAACCGAUGAUGUUAGGCCACGGUUGUCAUUUGCUGGAGCAGUUAAUCUUGUCAAAGCAGAAAAUCUGACUACAGCAAUUGAUAAAAAGCUCCUAAAAAGCUCAUUUUCAGAAGAUUGAGAGAACAUUCGUGAUGAAACAAAGAUUGAUGACGGCAAAGACUGAGAGGUUAGGCCCUGUAAGAAAAACAAAAACUGUCAAUGAUUGUGCAAUUAUAUACCUCGCCUGUCUUGAAAGUUUUUUGAAUAAUGCUUGCAAAAUUUGCCUAAAAAAGAAGUCUACUUUCACCUUGUUCUCAAAUGAAGAAAAAAGAGUGGUUUAUCAUUACAACUAAGCCUCAAGUGUUCACCAUGCCUCAAUGUAGUUUUUUUUAACACCAGCAAAAAGAUCAAGAAGGGUGCAUUCCAAGUGAACCGUGGAUCAGUAUUGACAGUGAAUUCUCUAAAGGGUGGAAGAAAGAGUUUGGUUAGCUUUUGUGGCAUGAUUAACAUGCCACCACCUGUAACAUACAAAGCUUACAAUAAACAUCUAAAGGUCUCUGCUACAGCUGCAGUAAAUGAGGCAGAAAAUUUAUAGAUAGAUGCAGCUAAUCGAUUGAGAAACUUGAUGCUGAAGGAACGCCCUACAAUUGCUGAAGAUGAUGAAGAUAAUGCUGUUCCUGUAGCUGUAUUAGUUGAUGGAUCCUAGCAGAAGAGAGGAUAUUCUUCAAAGUUUGUUGACGUUUUUGUAAUUAGAGUAUUGACAGGCGAAAUUUUAGAUUAUGAAGUCUUGUCAUUAUUUAGCAAGGAAUGUAGUGUUCAUGAGAAUAGUCAGAAGGACAGUUAGCACCAUUCUCAAUGGAAGGAAAAACACGAAUCACAUUGUUCCAUCAAUUUUGAAGGCUCCUCUAGAACAAUGGAAGCUGCAGGGGCAGCCAAAAUUUUUUGCCGGUCAAUUGAAAAGAGAAAACUCAAGUACACCACUUUCAUUGCAGAUGGAAAUAGAAGUAAAUUUCAAGUUGUGAGUGACAAAAUCAAGAAACAAUUUGGUGACAGAUGUUGUAUAAAGAAAAAAGGGUGUCUGGGAAAUAUCCAGAAAAAAAUGGGGAAUGUACUGCAAAAUUUUUUAUGUGAUAUGAAAAAGAAAAAGGACAGACAAAUUUGAGUUUCCCUUAGUGUGAAACUGAAUGAAACAUUAAGCUCUACCACAUGAGCAACAAGGGGAGGGCAAAUUCUCCUGAAAUUAAUAGACAGGGAGCCUGUAUAUAAGAGACACUAGAGUAUUGGCCUCUUCUUUGGAUCCAUCUUCUACUCAAAACUUAUCACUGGUGCUGUGCCAACUUUGCACAAUUUAAUUUUUUCAUUCCUUAAAAAGGUUAGUUGUAGCCUUAGAGGGAAUAUUUUCCAACUUACAAAAACACAAGCAGUGUCAUCGUGAGCAAUUCACAUUGCCUUUAUUUAAAUAUCUAAGCAUUGCAAAGCGUCUAUUCUGAGGUGUAGUAAAGAAAACUUGCUGUCGAAAAAUGUUAUGGCUUGUUGAUGAAAUUCUGGAACUAUUUUCGUCUCACCUUGUAAAUAUCAUUAACAUUGUUCACAGAGUAUUAUUUUAUUUCUGUUUACUAGCCCUUACAGUUUCAUAUUCGCUUCCCAGAUUUUACUGGGCACGUGUCAGAUAUUGAAGAACUGACAGAUGUGAACAUAAGCUCGUGAUACUUUUACCAGUUGCAGACAUUUUUCCUAUCUGUUGUAACAUUGUACUUCUCAAUAUGUUUUCAAAGACGUACAUACAAGAUGGCAUGUGCACAUGUGCAACUUGUUACUGGUAAUACUGCAAGAAUUUGUUAAAGAUGUUAGGAGUUUUUACCUUAUACGUACUGGAGACAAUUUGCAUAAAGAGGAUAGUUACUGUAACAAUAAGGUAAAUGAAGAAUGUUCAUCUAGCAGUAAAAGAGGAAGCCCUGCGCCAACGCAGUCCCACAGGCAAAGAAAAUCUAAAAAUUAAAACUUCUAAAAGCAAUACAAUAAUGCCUGAAAACAUACAACGAUUGAGUGUUUAGUUAAUGUCAGAUAGAAGAUUAUGAAUGCCACACAGGGUUAUGGAAAUGUCAUUGCAAUCAAUGACAAUAUGUGGACUGACAAAGAAAGGUAGAGUACUUUGGAAAGGGCAACACAGAUCCAUCUUUCAAAGAGCAGCAAGUUAUCGAAGAAACUGAAGCUAGAGAAAGAGGAGAGAAAUGAAGAAAGUAAAGAUGACUGUAUUUUUUUUUAAAUUGUUAUUUUAGACUUGUUUUUGUGCUCAUUUUGACCUUUAGUGGCAUUUCUCUACCUACUCCUUUUCAUUUUAUUGGUCGCUGAAUUCGAAAGGAAUACAGAUCAAAUAGUGAGAGGUUUUUUUGAAGCUGUACUGAAGCCAGUGACGCUGCAUGCAAAUUUCUCAACAAAUUGCGGGGUCUACAAGUAGAAGUAUUUUUUUUAAAUUCCUGAUAUCUUUAAGUGUUAACAAAAAUAUUGUUUAUUUUCUUUAUUAACUAAUUAAAUUCACUAACUUCAAAGAAGAACAAGAAUAGUUUAUUCGUCAAUUUACUUGGUUUCCUGUCAGUUUAUUACACAAAAGAUCUCUUUGAAAGCAGCACCCUAUAGUUCUUGACAGCAGGUACAAGAAACAACAGAUAAAAAAGAGGUUCGGAUCACAUGCCAUCUUACACUUAAUGUAAUGAAGACAUGCAAAAUGCUGCGAUUGACACAGAAAUGCACAAACUUGUAAAUAACGGCUCUCUCAUUCAAGGUGCUAUAAAACUAUGAUGGUAAAUAGGUUGUGCUAUGUAGUUUUAAGAGUUCGUCAGCUGUUUGUUAGAAUUAACCAAACACAUCUAAUAAAGACAGUAGUAAGUUAACCUUUACAGCAACAUCUUGGAACUAAUAUUUUCUGUCUGUUUGUCUAAGUGAGAUUGAUUCAACAAUACAGAGAACUAAACUAAUUCCAACUGUUGCAAAUACAAAAAGGUUAUUAAAUGCCACAAAUAAUAAUUACCAUUCGUAAAAAUGGCUUACUGGAGUCAGUGGUCAGUUUUAAUAUUGGCCUUGGGGAAAUUUUAUAUUCUUUCUUUUUCAUUCCUUUGGAAACUGUUACAACACAACUAGUAAAUGUCCUACUGCUUGGAAAACCUUAAUCUUUAAAAGUAAUGGUUUUGAACCGAUGUUAUUACUACAAAUUUAAAGGGGCCUCUGGUGCAGUGCUAGCAAGUUAAUUGAUGACAAUAACAAACUAUCCAUUUACAUGGUUGUUCAUAGUGGUGCCUAAAUUUACAAUAUAAAAUAACGCAAUGAAUUUUUUUAAAUACAAAUGAUAAGAUCAUUACAUAAUACCUAUGAACCUUAUAACAUGAAUCCAUAUAACUUUUGGGAUGUUCAGUUAGAUAUUGUGGAGCGUUUCCUUGCAAGCAUUUGUGAAUCUGAUUUACUCUGUGUACAAAUCGUCUCUUAUCCAUAGCUAGUCAGCCCAGCUCACUGAUAGUUGAUGAAAUACUUGCAUACUUUCGCUCCUUUGUGACAAAUCUUGCAGCAAAGAUUUGGAUUCACCGAUUGAUGAUGAUUCACAGCUUUGAUUUUAUUUUCAAAGCAAAUACUUUUUUAAAUGGAUUUGGGUUCAAAUUGCUGCAUAUUUCCCUUGGUUAUUAUUGUUUAGAAGAAGACAUCCCACCAACAGAUAAGGCAUUCGCUUUCCAGAUAUAUAACAAGAUACGGUCGAGACUUUGUGAGAAAAUAUGUCACCAUUUAUUAGCCAAUUCUUUUGGAGCUAGCCUGAGAAGAGCUAUAGAGAGCCUUCGUUUUGGGGAUGUUGUGGCAAGAUUGGGCAAAUAAAGCGAUGAUGAAGGCGCUACCUUCCCUUGCCAGUUAAGGCCUCUGAGCCCUAAUUACGCACUUUGGGCAGAUUCAUCUGGUUUUCUUUAUUGAUUUUUCAGUUCACAUAUCGCUCUUUCCCUACGCUGAUUUCCCUUUUUGAACUCUUUCAAUAAUUCAUUCUUUAAUCGGUUAUGUCCUUCCUUUUGGUUGCUGAAAAGCUAAUAUAAAUAUCAAAUGCUCUGCCCUCCAAUUUUUUGGUGAGGUUUUGCACUGCCACAUCUUCCUCAUAACCUUUCAACUACGAUUGUUAUUCAACUUUCUCUGUAAGCACCACGACGGCACUAUUUCCAUCAAAUCCUCUCUUCUUUGAUUCUAUGUUCUAGACUUUUGCUGUAGCAAUGUUAUUUAAAAUACCUUAGCUAGAUUAUAGGAUUAAGCUUUACUUACGAGUGCUGCAGCAGCAUGAGGAUAUAACUUACACAACAGGAAAUGACUACAAACUAAGCAACUCACAGGGGAGGGAUACUGAACAUUGUAGCAAAGCAAUGUUGAAACUUCCCAGCAUCCAAGCAUCAAUCUGGUGACUUUCAUGCACAAUUAUUCAAGUGGGCUGAGAGGCAAACGUUUUUGAAUGGAUUCAUUAAUUAGCAAACUAGAUAUCAUUAAAAGUAUUAUCUUAUGUCAACCUAUGGUCACAUUAUAAGUUAAUUAAAGUCUCACUGCCGCUGUAUACCGCCCACACUGAAUUCUAUUUCGUUACCAGCUUACGUCGUUACGUAAUUGUACGAGAGACGCCAACCAGUUGUGCAUGCCUUGCCGCCGCCAGACAACGUGUUCGUUCCACUCGUGGUUUUUUCUCGUCGGAUUUCUGCAGCUUGAACAGAUAAGUUUUCAUAUUUGUACUCAAGUUAAUUUCUCUUCCUUUUACCGAAACCAUGUCUUCUGAUGACCUCGAUAUUGAGAUCUCAGAAGAGCCAUCUACAGUUCCCAAGCCUGAUUUCACCUUUGAUCCGAAUCUUCUCAUGACUUAGAUGUCUCAGAUGGAGCAAAGGUUAAGUGAGAAUUCAAAAAUUCUGUCAUUUUUGGACGACAAAGACACAAACUUUUCCGUUUCAAAUGAAGCAUUUGACCCUGCAUGUAAAAGGGCAAAAUUGGGUCUUAAUCCCUCAUUUGUAGCUUCCCGGAAAGCACAUCCUGCCGCAUCACUGAAUGCAAUUUCAGCAGCUACAGAGAUAGCAACAGCCACUGCUGCAGAGACAGCAACAACUUUCCUUGCUGCAGAGACAGCAACUAAUGGGAUGGGAUCUCCCAACAUUGACCUAUCAAAUGCUCGUCCCUCAGAGGAGGAUGCCUUACGUUUAUUUGGAGGGGCGCAAUUUGAUCCUUCUGAUCCAUCAGAGAUGGAAAAUGAGGCCCUACUGACCCCAGCUGGCAAAAAUUAUCGAUGGAAAAUUCGGCACAGAAUUUGACCUGUCCAAACGGAAAGAAAUUUUGGACAAAUAUCCCUCUCCUGAAAAUUGCCAAACACUUUUUUCACAGAAGAUAAAUCCGGAGAUCUGGGGUAAAUUCAACCCUAACUCUAAACGGAAUGACAUAAAAUUAUCUGUUUUGCAAGAUGGCCUAAUAAAGGCCACAUCAGCAGUCUCUGUUGCAGUAAGUGACCUCCUUUUUGCCAGAGAGCAAAAAACCACACCUGAUUACAAGGCCCUUAUUGGUAAAUUAAUUGAUUCAAUUGUUUUAAUUGUCGUAAACAGGGAACUCACUUUUAAACGCAGGGACUCCCUCAGAUCUUAGUGCAGAAUUUAAGCAAGUUUGUUCCAGGAAUAUUAAGCCUGGCAAUUUUAUUUUUGGGGAUGAUCUACCUGAAACAUUAAAGCAAAUGAGGGCUACUAACAGAAUUGUUAGCAGCGCUACCCCAUUGUUAUCUUCAGGUUUUUCUGCCCCUCGAAGUUAUGGCCCAAGAACAGCCGCAUUCCAGUACCAUCAUGGUAUAGCACCAACUACUCCACGUAACUCUUUUUUAGGGUAUCGGGGGAUGCCAUACAACCCCCGUCAAAACAUUCGGCAGCAGCAAUUCACAAAAAAGAAGUUUAUGAAGAACUAAUUAAAGCUAAAACACAGCUGCAUUCUGACAACGCUUCAAAAGAUCAAGAGGGAAAAGGCUACAGGAGUUCUGAUUGUACCAAAAUGGCCAACACAGUCUUGGUAUCCCAUUCUAUCCUCCCUGCUUGUCAGACCACCAGUAGUAUUACCCCCAUCUGCCCAGCAUCUGACUCUUCCAGCAUCUCCAGCCCAAAAACAUCCCUUGUACAAGAAAAUGACCAUUCUUGUAUGUUUAUUGUCAGGGAAAAGUUAAUGUCCCAAGGUCUAUCCCCUGCUGCCAUUGAAAUAAUAAUGUCAUCUUGGAGACAGGGUACCAAAUCUCAGUAUCAGUCAUCCUUAUUGAAAUGGUUGGACUUUUGUAUUGACCGCAAGAUUGACUUUUUUGUCCCUUCAGUACCCCAAGCAAUUGAAUUCCUUUCCCAUCUUUUCCACAAUGGGUCAUCAUACAGUUCCAUCAAUACUGCAAGAUCAGCACUUUCCCCAUUCUUAUCAUUUGGUAGUGAGACCCCAUUUGGGCAAUUACCCAUUGUUAAACGCUUCAUGAAAGGAGUAUAUGAGUUAAGGCCUAACUUCCCAAAACAUAAAGAUAUUUGGGAUUUAAAAUUAGUUUUUGAUUAUUUUCGCAAGCAGGAUUUUGCAGUACAGUUGAGCCUAAAGGACCUUACACUGAAAGUUACAUUCUUGUUAUUCUUAUUGAGUGGCCAGAGAUGCCAAACUAUUCAAUACUUGAAUAUUGAUCUUAUGAAGAAGUCUUCAAAUAAAUAUACAUUUUAUAUAAUGAAGAAAGUUAAGCAGUCUCGUGUAGGCAAGCAUACAGCACCCCUGCAAUUCUUACUU
This is a messenger RNA of Rhopilema esculentum, 28875 nucleotides long. NCBI's taxonomy places the organism in Eukaryota, Metazoa, Cnidaria, Scyphozoa, Rhizostomeae, Rhizostomatidae. The record is from RefSeq and is a predicted model, not a curated record.